Messenger RNA from Papaver somniferum (opium poppy), 3225 nucleotides. RefSeq names its product primary amine oxidase 2-like. Gene Ontology annotation, molecular function: primary methylamine oxidase activity; quinone binding; copper ion binding. The record is from RefSeq and is a predicted model, not a curated record. The coding region runs from base 1 to 3225 and encodes 1074 amino acids. Gene Ontology annotation, biological process: amine metabolic process. NCBI's taxonomy places the organism in Eukaryota, Viridiplantae, Streptophyta, Magnoliopsida, Ranunculales, Papaveraceae. The transcript is spliced from 13 exons.
AUGACAGAAGACAAUGCUAAUGAUCUUGGUGAUGUAGAUGAGGUUGUUUAUCAUCAAUCUGGUAAUGUUGAUGAGCAAAAUGAAAUUGAAGAGGAGUUUAGUCUUGUUGGGAAAAUCUUUAUUGAAGGAAAAGGGUUAGAAGACUGUGGAAAAGUUUUUGGGAUUCACUUGGGAUUUUAUUCCAGCAGUCCUGCUUAUAAAUUGAACCAAAAGCAACAUAGUGCUAGAAUAGCUUUGUCUCAGUGGAAUAUGAUGGAGUUUGGGGAUAUUCAACAAAAUAUUAAAAAUCUUCAAAACAUGUUGGAGAUUGCUCAAAACGAUACUAGUUCUAAUAAUCAGCAUGUAAGAGUCAAGUCUAUUACCAGUGAUUUGGAGAAUUGUAUUAUUACUGAUACUGACAAUGCUAAGGUUUAUGCUGUUCCUGGUGAAUUAGAAAUUAAAAAUGUUGUUAAAAAUAUGCCUGCUUGGAGCUCACCUGGUCCUGAUGGUUUCCAAGCAGGUUUUUAUCAAACUCAGUGGCAUAUUGUUGGUAAGGGUGUUGUUGAGUGUGUUUCAACUACAAGUAUAAAUUUUCUUCUUAAUGGUUCCCCUGUGAACAUGACUGAUUCAAAGAAAUAUCUUGGAGAUCCUUUGUUACUUGGUCACUCUAAGGUGAAAUAUUUUGAUCCUAUUGUUCAAUCCUUUGAAUCUAGGCUUAAGAACUACAUAGGUACUACUGUCAAUCAAGCAGUAAUGUUUAUCUGGAAAAACCCAAUGAAAACUGUUCUUGGAUUUGGAAGGGAAUCUGUAGGUGUAUUGACAUCAUUAAGACUAAUAGUUUUUGGGCUGAAUUGGAAUGAGUUACUAAUCCAUUAUUUGUUUGAACCUGAUUCUGCUAAUAAAGUCCUCUCUAUGAAUGUUUCUGAAAUAGGAAGUGACUCACUCAUUUGGAUGCUAGAUAGGAAAGGUCAAUUUUAUGUGAAAAGUGUCUAUAAUGUCUUAACUAGACAUGCUACCUCUUCUGCAGGUCCUCCAUCUGUUCCUAUCCAUGUUUGGAAAACUUUAUGGAAAGUUAAGUUUCCUCAUAAGAUUCUGAGAUGGAAGCCUCCAAAUGUUGGUUAUAUCAAAAUCAAUUUUGAUGCUUCUUUUGUUAAGGAAACACAACAAGGUGGUAUACGACUGAUUGUGAGGAAUUUUAGAGGUACCAAUCUUGGUGUGCAAGGACAAUAUUUUAAUGGAGGCAUUGAAGUGUGGAGGGAAAUGAAGACAACAGUUGUCCUGGUAGUUUCAAGAAAUCUCAGGGAUGUCAUUUUUGAGUCUGAUAAUGAAGUUUUAGUUAAAUUCAUAAAUGAACCAAACUGCUAUGUUCAUUGGAUGAAUCAAGAUUCUUUAGAAGAACCAAAGAAAUCGAAAAUCCUUUCAUGGAUGAUUAAUCAUUCUUCAUCCAAACCAAAAAAAGACUUACCUCGUAUGUCCUUUAUAAUAACACGAAUCAACGAAGAAACACACGAAAUCAUCGUAGAUAUAUCGACCAAGUCUAUCGUUUCUGAUAAAGUUUAUACUGGUCAUGGCUAUCCAGUUCUUACAUUUGAGGAACAAACAUCAGCAAGUAGCCUUGUUUUAACAUAUCCACCGUUUCUACGUUCCAUUGAGAAGAGAAAACUCAACAUAUCCGAAGUUGUUUGUGCAUCUUUUACAGUUGGAUGGUUUGGAGAGAAAAAGAAAAAUGUUAAGAGAAAUGCCAAAAUAUUGUGCUUUUACUUAGAUGGGACAGUGAAUUUGUAUGCUAGACCUAUUGAAGGUGUUACUAUCGUGGUUAACUUAGAUGUGAUGAAGGUAACAGAGUAUACCGAUAGGUUGACGGUUACUAUGCCUAAAGCUGAAGGAACUGAGUAUAGGAAAGCCAAACUGAAAUUGCCAUUGUUAACCCAGCGGUCAAAGGGUAUUACGGCUAUUCAAGACGGACGCGGCUUCGACAUUGAUGGUCAUUCUGUAAGGUGGGCGAACUGGAAAUUCCACCUAAGUUACGAUAUGCGGGCAGGUUCUGUAAUAUCUUUGGCAUCAAUCUACGAUCAAGAAAAAGAGAAAUUUCGUGAACUCCUGUAUAAGGGAUUUGUAUCUGAACUUUUUGUACCAUAUAUGGAUCCAUCAGAAGAAUGGUACUACAAGACAUUCUUUGAUGCUGGUGAAUAUGGAUUAGGACUGUGUGCAUUUCCACUUGAACCCUAUAAAGACUGUCCAGCCAAUGCAGUUUUUAUGGAUGGGUAUUAUGCCGGACAAGAUGGGACACCAGUACAAGUUAAAAACGUUUUCUGUAUUUUCGAAAAAUAUGCUGGAGACAUCAUGUGGCGCCAUACCGAAACUGCUAUUCCCGGUCAAUUCAUAAGGGAGGUCAGAGAAGAGGUGAGCUUAAUAGUAAGAAUGGUUUCAACUGUUGGCAAUUACGACUACAUUAUUGAUUGGGAAUUCAAACAGAGUGGCUCAGUUAAAGUUGAGGUGGGACUAACUGGAAUCCUAGAAGUGAAAGCUGCAGAAUACCCCCACAAAGACCAGAUCGAGGAGGAAAUCUACGGUACUCUGUUAGCUGACUACACCGUAGGGGUAUACCACGACCAUUUCCUAACCUACCAUCUUGAUCUGGACGUUGACGGUCAUGACAACUCUUUUGUGAAAUCCACCUUGAAACCGAAGAGAACUAGACCUGAGAGCUCCAAAAGGAAGAGUUACUGGACAGUGGAUAAAGAAACAGCAAAAACUGAAUCCGAAGCCAAGAUAAGACUGGGAAUGAAGCCUACACAACUGUUUGUUGUAAAUCCUAAUAAGAAAACCAAAAUGGGAAAUGAUGUCGGGUACCAUCUGAUUCCCGGAUCACAAACAGGUUCACUUUUGUCUGACGAUGACUAUGCUCAAAUUCGCGGUGCAUUUACAAAGUAUCAAGUGUGGGUUACCCCUUACAAUAAGUCUGAGAAAUGGGUUGGUGGAUUAUAUGCUGAUCAGAGUCAAGGUGAUGAUACCUUAGCCACCUGGAGUAGCAGGGACAGGGAGAUAGAAAACAAGGACAUUGUUUUGUGGUAUACGUUGGGAUUUCAUCAUGUACCUUCCCAGGAAGACUUCCCAGUAAUGCCAACACUCAGUGGUGGAUUUGAGCUUCGACCCGCGAAUUUCUUUGAAAGCAAUCCAGUCCUUAACACCAGGAGUCCCCCUAGUCCUCGGACAUUCCCUAAUUGUACCUCUGUAAACUCUUGA